AACGCUGUUCAGACCCAGCGGCAGGUCUCACCUGCAAGAUUCCUGCACCUCUCCUUCCGAAAUGUAAAUAACGUUCUGUUUCGGUCAGUGCUGCAAUUGUAAACCCGCACACAUUUGUUUGUCCCUCUUCGUGCUGCCGCAGUCAGGAAACACAUCGACUUCUCCACGCUUUAUUUUUUGGAUUUAAACCCCAAAUUGAGCAAGACUCUGAGAGAUUUCGGGGUCAGAAGUACCAUGGUCUGUCCGACGCCGCAGCGCUGUCGAGCUCCGUCCCAACCUAUAUCCAAGUCUAUCAGGCUUCCAAAGGAUAUACAAUAAUACAGUUGGUCAUGGAUGAUGCCACUGAACUGCGGACUGACGGGAAUUCCCUGCUAAAGGCUGUCUGGUUGGGAAGGUUGAGGUUAACCAGACUUCUAUUAGAAGGUGGAGCAUAUAUCAACGAGAGCAAUGAAAGGGGUGAGACUGCCCUCAUGGUGGCUUGCAUGACCAGGCAUGUUGACCAGCAGAGUGUCAGCAAAGCCAAGAUGGUCAAAUAUCUGCUGGAAAAUCAAGCAGACCCAAACAUUCAAGAUAAGUCUGGUAAAACAGCGCUAAUGCAUGCCUGCAUUGAGAGGGCUGGAGAGGAAGCUGUGUCCCUGCUGCUGACCAAUGGAGCUGAUCCAAGUUUGGAGGAUCAUUCGGGGGCAUCAGCCCUGGUUUAUGCCAUCAACACAGAUGACAAAGAGGUCCUUAAAUGUCUGCUGAAUGCCUGCAAAGCCAAAGGGAAAGAAGUCAUAAUAAUAACUACUGAUAAAUCUCCUUCUGGUACUAAAACAACAAAGCAGUAUCUAAAUGUUCCACCAUCUCCAGAGUUGGAAGAGAGACAUAUACCACUGUGUAUGUCCCCAUCUGAUAUUGAGCUCAAGACAUCUUUGACUCCAUCGCCUACCAAUGAGCAGGAAGAUGAGAAAUCCUUUAACUUCCAAGUAAUCUCACAUCAGACUACAAGUUACACCAGCAAACCGCACAAUGAUCUGGGCUCCCCCACCAGAAAAGCCAAUCCGAAGAGAAUCGGGACACGGCUGCCACAGUUAAAGAGGCUUCAGUCAGAGCCCUGGGGUUUGGUUGCUCCAUCUGUCUUAGCAGCUUCCGCUUACCAGGAGGAGAGCAAAAGAGUUAGCCCAGAUGAUGAGAUCAUGCAGGGUAUCAAUGGGUUGACCCUGCCCAAGCGAACCACAUUGUCCAGGACCAACAGCAUAGAGAGUAAAGACCCGUCUACAUUCCCGUUUGUCGGUGAUUCGACUUCUAGGACUCCUUCCACAUCGGCGCCAGUUUCCCGGAAGCAGUCCUACGAGAAGAACCAAGCUCAGCACCAGCCUUUAGCUCGAAGAAGCACCUUGCCUUCUGAGCAAGACAGUGUCAGCAGCUUUGCUUCAACUGGCCAAGUGAGCUUGCGGGACACUGUCCACCGCAGAAGACUGGGCAACGACCACUAUGAUUCAGACUCCCAACUUUAUUCAGAUUCAGUUACCAAUCCAUUUGAUACAGUAAAAGUCACUUUUGAAAGAAAGAAACACAACACCUCUCCUUUGACCUUGUUGAACAGUUCCCGUGAGUCUUUAGACAGCAUCUCCAGCACAUCACCUGGAUCUGUUCGCCGCAGGCCCCCAGGUCUUCUUGAAAGAAGAGGUUCUGGGACACUUCUUCUGGAUCACAUCUCUCACACAAGGCCAGGACAUCUGCCCCCACUGAACGUCAAUCCCAACCCACCCAUCCCUGACAUUGGGUGCAACAGCAAGCCUUCAUCCCCGCUGACCAUGUGCUUGAAGUCCGUGGUUCCCAUGGCACCAUCUUCACCAAAGCGAAAUGACAUGAAAGCCAAGAAGAAGCUGGUGAGAAGACAUUCGAUGCAGGUGGAACAAAUGAAGCAGCUGUCUGACUUUGAGGAGCUGAACACUUAGCGACACUAUGGUCUUUAUUUUAUGGAUCCUUUUGGAAAAGUAAGAUUAAUUCCUGUUAAACAAGUUCAGUGUUUUUCUUUAAAGUGAUUCAAUGCAUUGAGCUGGGCUGACUGGGUUAGAUUCCUUGAUUUUCUGUGGUGACUAUAAACCAAUCAAAUAUUGGACCAAAUAUGGAUAAAAUUCAAAUGUAUUGGGGUCAUGAAGUUAACUAUAAGGGCUUCUCAUAUAUAUCAUUUGUGACAUUCUGUUAUAGUGAUUACAGAGGACACUGGUCACCUCAUUGACGUUUGGUGCUGUAGGAGAUACAGGAUCCUCAUCACUUAUCACCUGGAAGUGAAUGCUAGCCUCCUGUUACAAAUCACCUGGAAUAUUUGCAUCGGUAGACAGACAGCUAGCUGCCUCAUUCUGUUGCUUGAGCCGUGCUUCAAUUGACUGCAGGGGAGGCGCCUGCCACUUGCCUGAUAUUUCUUUCAUCGACCGCAGGGGCACCAUGUCACUUGCUCAACAUAAUCAUAAACUGUGAAAACUUUGAUCUCCUUAGGUACAGCAUGGUAUUAGGCUCUUCGGUCCAACAAGCCCGUGCUGCCCAAUUACACCCAUGAGACCAAAUAAAUGGGUGCCACAGUAGCGUAGUGGCUAGCACGACACUGUUACAGAUCGGGGCCUCAGAGUUCAGAGUUGAAUCCCAGCAUCCUCUGUUAGGAGUCUGUACAUCCUCCCCUGAGAAUGUGUGGGUUUUCUCUCCAUGCUCUGGUUUCCUCCCACCAUCCAAAGACGUGCUGGUCUUUAUCAGGAUCUGAAGCAGGUUUAGAUGAAAUUUGUUAACUUUGCAGCAGCAGUACAAUGCAAUACGUAAUAAUAGAAAAGAAACAGACAGAAUUACAGCAAAUAUAUAUAUAUAUUAAAUAGUUAAAUUAAAUAAGUCAUGCAAUAAAAUAGAAAUAAGAAAGUAGUGAGGUGGUGUUCAUGGGCUCAACGUCCAUUCAGAAAUUAGGUGGCAGAGGGGAAGAAGCUGAUCCUGAAUCAUCGAGUGUGCGCCUUCAGGAUUCUGUACCUCCUUCCUGAUGGUAGCAAUGGGAAGAGGGCAUGUCCUGGUUGAUAGUGGCCCUUAAUGAUGGACGCCACCCUUUUAAGGCACAGCUCCUUGAAGAUGUCCUGGAUAUUAAGGAGGCUAGUUUCCAUGAUGGAGCUGACUAAUUUUACAAUUAGUGCUAGUGAGGCCAAAAAUAGGAAAAUUAUGUAGUUUAACAUGUGGCUAAGAAGUUGGUGUAAGAGAGAGGGCAUAAUAUUAUUGGAUCAUUGGUCUCUCUACCAGGGAAGGUGGGAUCUGUACAGAGGGACUGUUUGCACCUGAACUGGAGGGGGAACUAAUAUCCUAGCGGGAAGGUUUGUUAAUGCUGCACGGUGGGGUUGCAGAGUUGCACGGGGAUGGGAACCAGAGUGCCAGAACAAUUAGUGGAGAGGUUGUGGAGGCUGAUGUUGGUAAGACCUCAGACAAAGUUAGGAAUCAAAAGGUUGAGCAUGGUGUGACAAAAUUGAAAAAGAUGAAUACAGGACUGAAAGUGUUAUAUCUGAAUGCGUGCAGUAGAUGAACAUGUAGCACAGCUGCAGAUUGGCAGGUAUGAUGAUGUAGGCAUCACUGAAUCAUGGCUAAAAGAAGAUAACAGCUGGGAGUUUAAUGUGGAAGGAUACACAUUGUAUUGAAAGAACAGGCAGGAAGGCAGAGGAGGUGGCAUUGCUCUGUUGGUAAAAAAUGAAUUUCUGGAAGCAAUUUGGAAGGUACAGGAUAUAUACAUCCCAAAGAUGAAAGAGGUCAAAGCCAACAUAAAAUCCAAAAAGAGGGCGUAUAAUAGAGCAAAGAUUAGUGCAAAGCUAGAGGUUUGGGGAGCUUUUAAAAACCAACAGAAGAUAACUAAAAAAAUCAAUAAGAAGUUAAAGAUAGAAUACGAAAGUAAGCUAGCCAAUAAUAUUGAAGAGGAUACCAAAAGUUUCUUCAGAUACAUAAAGUGUAAAUUAAUAAAGUAAUAAAGUGUAAAGUAAUAAAGAUACAUAAAUUUAGAUCACGGGUUAGAACAAAGAAAAGUACAGACAGGAACAGGCCCACCGGCUCACAAUGUUGCGCCAAACCAAUUAAAUUGGUCAUCAAAUGGCCAACUAAACUGUUCUCUUCUGCCUAUAUCUCAUAUCCUUUCAUUCUUCUCAUAUUUGUGUGCCUAUCUAAACAUGUCUUAGAAGUCUCUAAUGUUUGUACCUCUACCACCACCCCAGGCACCCACCAGUCUGUGUAAAAAUACUUGCCCUCACAGCUCCUUUGAAAUUACCUCCUCAACUUAAAUGCAUGCCCUCAGGUGUUUAAGAAGGCUUUUUGUUGAUUCAUAGCAGGAAGCCACUUAAGAGAUUUGGUUUGGAAACUGACACGGCAAUCUCUUUUAUUGACACUUGUAACAUGCUUUAUCAUUCAAUGUCCUAUCCAUUGAUCCUUUAAGGUCACCAAAUCUAGCCUCUGGAUGUGGGACAUUCUGGUUCUGUACCAUUGUAACUACUGCGAGGAAGAAAAUAAAUAAAUAUUCAUGCUCGUCAACUUGCUUUAAAAUUGUUCCUUUCUGACUAAGGAAUCAUUUUACAACAAAUUCUCAAGAACAGAACCCUUACAUAAUCCAGAGGCUGCCUGUACUGGGGCAGUGGUCUCCAAGUCAAGGCCACAUCGGGGAUCCCCAGGUAAAAGAUUACCUCACUUAUGGAAAUCUGCCUUUACAAAAAUUUUGCUAUACAAUUUUCAAGGUAGUAAGAAAGAUAAAAUAUUUUGUGAUACUCAUUGAAGAUUGGAUACAGUAUACAAUAUAUUCUAUUAGUUUAAUUAUGGGUAGUGUCAGGGUAAAUAUCCAAUGAAAUGGAAGAAUUAUACCAAGUGUAUGUAAAGAGAUACAAUUUGGGUUGAUACAGAAAAUGAACAUGGAGGAAUCAGGUUAUGGACUGUUCUAAGGAAUGGAAACCUUACAUAACUUGGGGACAACCUAUAUUUACAACUGAAUUGAACUAGUGACCUGCAGGCAUCAGAAUGAUUUCCCAGCACUAUGCACUGAUAUCAAGCCCAAAAGUUUUCCUCCUGUCUACAGUCAAGCUGCAAGAUACCAGCAGCUGGGAAAGUAAUUUUAAAAAACUUAUUUUAAAAUUAGUGUUCACACCACACUCUGGUAGUGCCAAAUAUGCUCACUGAAAUCCUUUGAAAUGCCCAUUCCUUGCUGACACAGUCACAAUGAAGCGCACAUAAGAUGCUGGAGGAACUCAGCAGGUCAGGCAGCACCUAUGGAAAUGAGCAAAUAGUUGAUGGUUCAGGCCGAGCCUUUCAUCCACAGUGAUAUGGUUUUGGAUUCAGAAUGGUGUCAAGCCCUCCCAGCCCUCCUAUAGUCAUGUGUCUAUUGUAUAUUUUAUUGCAAUGAAGGUAGAACUGGCAUUCAUUGUUUUAAGAGAAGAGUUACUCUUUGAGUUAUUCCUUAUUGUGAAUCAGUGUCUCCUUAAAUGUGAGUACCAUGGAAUAUAGGUUCUUUUUAAUAAUCUAACUUCAUAUGUUGUAAAUUUCAAAUACAUGUAUUUUCCUCCAGGCUAGUUUUAGAUAUUAUGCUGCAUCUAGGGAUCCACAUAAACCUGCCUUCAACUGAAAAGUCAGAUUGUAUUAAAAGGAGAGGAAAUAACAGAAAAUAAAUGCUGUGCCUUGGUCUGUCUUGCAUAGCUGACAGAAUAUGGGCAUUGUGGUGAAUUCAGUAGAUACAAAGGAUAGGUAUGUAUGCAAUAUUUCCAGUUUCAGAAAGACAUGGCUGAUUGCAAGCUCCACAAGCCCCUAUUUCUGCAAAGACUAUUAUUCUGAUCUGCACUGUGCUUGCUGGCUUCUCAUUUGCUUCUGCACGUAUUCUUUGAUCAUGUCCUUACUUGAUGAUGAUUGUUUUUAUUGAUGAUCUUUAGCACAGAUGAAAAUACUCUGUAAUAACGUGUAGAUUGUGAAUGCAGGCAAGUAUUAACAUGGUUUUGCCUGCCAGUCAGUACUUUGAAUAUCUAUGUCAAAGGCAAUCAUUAAUUUAAUGUAAAAAUAACAUUGUUACAAAGACCCAAUUACAAACUUACAGAACUAAGAUAAGUGCCUGGUUCUGAAGCCUGCUCAGUCAUUUAAUAAGAUAAUGAAACAUUUGAUUGCACCUUCAACUCUGCAUUCCCAUCUAGCUGUGGUAACUUUCCACAUCCCACCCAGACUUUAUCAAGAAUCUAUCUAACUCUGGCUUUAAAAUAUUUAAAGACACUGCUUCCACCAACCUGCGAAGGACAGAGUUCCAAAGACUCAUGGCCUUCUGCAGGGAAAUAAAUUGUGUCAUCUCUAUCAUAAAUGGGAAUCUCCGACUCCCUGUAAGAGGAAACAUUCUCUCCACAUCCAUUUUGUGAAAGUUCCUCAGGAUCUUAUGUGUGUCAAGUCCCCUCUCACUCUAUUAAACUCCUGAGAAUCUCAGCUAGCCUGGUGAGCAUUUCCUUGUCAGGUAACCCACCAACCUUCUCUGAAAUAAGGAGACUGAUACUACGGGCAAUAUUCCAGAUAUGACUUUGACAAUAUAGACAUUCAGAAACCUGCCUUCCCUAUUUUAUAUUUAAUUCCCCAAGCAAUAAACAACAAUUACGUACCAGAAAUAUCUGCACACUCACUUUUUGGAAAAGAUGUUACAGAGCUCAGGACAUCCUAAAGCUCUCAGCAGCCAAUGAAGUUGUUCUGAACUAUAGUCACUGUUAUAAAUGAAGGAAACUUGUUAGUCUGUUGCACACAGAACAUUUCCGUUAAAAUAAAACAAUACUGCCUAUUAAGUGACAUUGGUUGACAGAUAAUGUUGGCUCAGGGAAAGGAGCAUAUACCUUAAUCUUCUUUAAAAUAGUACCACAGGAUUCAUCUGACAGGUUUCAUUUUAAUGUCUAAUCAGAAAGAUGGAUAUAGGCAGAUGUGAAGUAAGGUGCAACUAUUCUCCUUUGGACCUAUACAUAUUUUAGAGAUCACAAGUACGAUGAUAAAAAUCAAACAUGUUUCAAGAAUGGUAAUUUUUUUAAUACUGUAUACGUCACUGUUCCAGCACAACAUCUUUAUCAUAGGCAUCUUACCUGCUGAAUUCUAACCCCCCCCCCAAACCCCUUCCUCAUGUAGCCUCUGGAUGGCACAGUAGCAUAGUGGUUAGCACAACCUGGGUUCAAUUCCUGCUGCUGUCUGUAAGGAGUUUGUAUGUUCUCCACGCAACUGGGUGGGUUUCCUCCGGGUGCUCCGGUUUCCACCCACAGUCCAAAGAUGUACUGGUUGUGAAUUGUCCUGUGAUUAGGCUAAGAUCAAAUCAGGGGAUUGCUGGGUGGUGCAGCUCAAAGGGCAGGAAGGGCCUAUUCCACGCUGUAUCUCAAUAAAUAAAUAAUAAACAUAAUAGUGUUAAUCUUGCUGAGUUGACAGUUAAGAAUACCAAGGCUAAUGUGCAUUACUGGAGGUGGGCAGUUCAUCAAAUUAAAAUCAGUGUGGUUAAAGAAAAGACAGCACUUUGCUUUGUUCUAAUGAAUCAAUUACUCUGUUAAAUAUUGCAACAUCUUAAACUCAUGAAAAAUUAAAGUUCAAGUAAACAUAAUUUACAUGGAGCAUAAUUAUACAAUAUAAACUAGUGUUGUAGUAGUCUUUCAAAGUAUGCUUUGUGAGUAUAUUUAAAUUAAGUAAGCUCUGUAUAAUUGAGAAAAUACAUACAAGUAAAUAUUUUUUGUCUACCUAUGGAAAAAUGUGACUCAAUUAGAAGAUUGGAAUAAUAAUCGAACUUAGCAGUUUGCAGACUCAAAGUACAUCAAGAUAUGUACGCUUUCUCUGUUUAAAGUUUUUGUCAGAGGCAAGAUUCUCUCAAUUCUAAGCUUUCAUUCUGCAAUAUGUUAAAUUAGCAAGGACACGAGGAAAGACAAGCUUCUCGUGGAAGCCUUGCAGGUUAACUUUGUUUGCAUUGUGUAAAUAACAUGAUCUGUAUUUUCUUAAUAUUGUAUAUUUAAUAUCUGUAAAUAAGGAAGUUUCCCUAGAUGGAAUCUGCUAAUGGUGACCUGCACUGACGAGAUGGGGAGUUCCUGCAAGGUUUGCAACCUAUUCUAAAUGUAAAUUUUCACAAUAUAGCCGGUGUUUAUUUAGAGAAUGCAAGCAGAGUAUUACAAUAAUUUGUGUAAAGAGUAUUUUCAUAAAAUAAAUGAG
Mobula hypostoma (lesser devil ray) is the source of this 8169-nucleotide messenger RNA. RefSeq names its product ankyrin repeat domain 34C (gene ankrd34c). The transcript has 2 exons. Gene Ontology annotation, molecular function: protein binding. The coding region runs from base 330 to 1940 and encodes 536 amino acids. Lineage: Eukaryota; Metazoa; Chordata; Chondrichthyes; Myliobatiformes; Myliobatidae. The record is from RefSeq and is a predicted model, not a curated record.